AUGGCACUCUCCAUCUACGUCUUUGCUGGGGUACUGGGGCUUCUUCUUGCCCGCUUGCUGAGCCGGAAGAGAUGGAAUAUGCUGCCCGGUCCUCCUGGCCUGCCCAUAUUCGGAAACAUGCUGCAGCUUCCCAAGGAAUUUCUCCUUUGGAAGCUGACCGACUGGUCAAAAGAUUAUGGGCCGGUUUUUAGCUUGAACGUCGCGGGUCAGCCAUGGUUGAUCGUCAACAACUGGAAGACCGCAGCCGACAUCCUGGAUCGGCAUUGUGCAUCAACAUCCGAUCGGCCGCCAUCGAUCAAGACGCAAGAAUUUCUGUCAAGGGGUAACGCUAUGGCCGCUGAACCCCACGGACCGCUAUGGAGAUUGUUCAGAAAAGGCACACACGAGAGCCUCAAUAUACGGGCAUGUAAUGCCUAUUUCCCCAUGCAACAGGAAGAGGCUGCAAACACAGUUCGAGGCUUGAUCGAGCAUCCAGAGGUGCCCAUUGCAGUGCAUAUGAGUAGAACGGCCUCAUCGGUGGUCUGGCGGGUGCUGUAUGGCGGAAAUACCCUGGCUCUCAAUCAACCUCAUGACUCACAGCGGAUUGAGGAAACGAUGGAGUACCUUCUCAAGGCCGUUAUGCCGCUCAACUCCGUGGUGGAUCUUUUGCCGUUCUUGGCUCCGAUUAUACGAAACUCGAAAUGGCUGCGGAAGUCGGCUGACGCUUGGUACGAGGAAACGACGGGGAUCUUCAAUCGAUUUUACGACGCAGCCUGCAACUUGAAGUCAGACUCAUACAGGUCGACCUGCAAGAUAUUCCAGGAUAUGAUUGAGAAACAUGAGAUCACCAAAGUGCAGAGCUCAUGGUCGGCAGGCGCCCUCUUCAUGGCAGGUCAGGACACGACAGCAACGACGAUGCAAUGGUUCGUACAGGCAAUGAUGCUCUACCCUGAAGUGGCCAGGAAAGCUCAGGAAGAGUUGAACAAAGUCAUCCAGGCCGUUGGGAAGGAGGUGUUGAGAUGGCGACCUUCUGCCCCAGUUAGCAUUCCUCAUUGGUCCUCUGAGGAAUUUGAGUACAACGGGUAUGUCAUACCCAAAGACACUUUCAUCAUCGACAGUAUCUGGGGGAUCCUUCAUGAUCCUGAGUUAUUCCCGAACCCCUCUACGUUCGAUCCAAGCCGAUUCCUAGACAGCAAUGGCCAGAUCCGCAACCCUCCUCCAGACACGCACGACGACUUGCUUGGUUUCGGUCACGGUCGCCGCGUUUGUCCAGGGAAAGACCUCGCGAUGAACUCGCUCUUCAUUCUCAUUGCGACGCUCCUGUGGGCGCUCGACUUCAAGCUGCCUUUAGACGAGACUGGGAAGGAGAUUGCCCCGGACCCAAUGGGGAUGAUUGAUAUAGUUAUCGCAGUUCAUCCAAAGCCAUUCAAGAUCAAUCCAGUGCCCCGAUUUCCGGACGUGCUCGAGAGACUAUCCAGCGUGUAA
Molecule: messenger RNA, 1464 nt
Organism: Dacryopinax primogenitus
Lineage: Eukaryota; Fungi; Basidiomycota; Dacrymycetes; Dacrymycetales; Dacrymycetaceae
Product: cytochrome P450
Exons: 9
Coding region: 1-1464 (487 amino acids)
Molecular function (GO): monooxygenase activity; iron ion binding; heme binding
Source: RefSeq, a predicted model, not a curated record